GUUGUUUCUUUUAAUAGUCAAUACUAUAUUAUUAGAGUGCUUUACAAAUAUAUAAAGCAUCAUAAUGUAGAGAGCUAUAGUUAAAAUACUGUACAAUAAUGCAUAAUGAAAAUGAUGAUGCCUACAGCUGAUGCCUAAAAGGAAAGAGAAAUCAAGUUGCUCCAAGAUGAAAUCGAGAGAUUGAGAGAUCCACAUGAUUUAAACUUGACAUCUUCACAACUGGAUGAGCUGCGGGAGGAGAAUUCCCGUCUGAAAUACCGCCUCAAUAUUCUUAAAAGAAGUUUGCAGGAGGAGAUGAACCACAACGGAAAGACGAUGUUGAACAUCAACCAGCUUUUGCAGCAGAUCUUUGGGGAGGCCAUUAGUUCCGCCUACCCUGACCUAGAGAACCCACCACUCUCGGUCACCCCCAGUCAGCAGGCUAAGUUUGGCGACUAUCAGUGCAACAGUGCCAUGGCCAUGUCUCAGAUGAUGAAAGCCAAAGGACUGAAAGUCAGCCCCAGAGAGAUCGCAGAGAAGAUCGUCCAAAACAUUCCCAACAAUGACUUAAUUGAAAAAACUGAAAUUGCUGGGCCAGGCUUUAUCAACGUUCAUCUCAAGCGGAACUUUGUCUCUAAACUUCUCUCAAAUGUGCUCGUCAAUGGAGUCCAGCCUCCGCCGCUUCAGAAGAAAAAGAAGGUCAUUGUGGACUUCUCUUCACCUAAUAUUGCCAAAGAGAUGCACGUCGGUCACCUGCGAUCCACCAUUAUUGGAGACAGCAUGUGUCGACUCUUUGAAUUUCUGGGUUAUGAAGUGCUAAGGUUGAACCAUGUUGGAGACUGGGGGACACAGUUUGGGAUGCUCAUCGCUCAUUUGCAAGACAAGUUCCCAAAUUAUCUCAGUGUGUCUCCACCUAUUGGUGACCUUCAGGCUUUCUACAAAGAGUCUAAGAAGAGGUUUGAUGAGGAUGAGGAGUUUAAGAAGAGGGCCUACAAAUGUGUGGUUAAACUCCAAAGCAAAGAGGCAGACUUCAUCAAAGCCUGGAACCUCAUUUGUGAUGUCUCCCGGAAAGAGUUUCAAAAAGUCUACAACUGCCUGGAUAUCAGCAUAAAAGAGCGAGGAGAGUCCUACUACCAGGACAUGAUGACUGCGGUGGUCAAAGAGUUUGAGGAAAAAGGGCUGGUGGAGGUGGACGAGGGCAGGAAGAUAGUGUUUGCUCCUGGCCAGUCUAUUCCCCUGACGAUUGUCAAGUCGGAUGGAGGCUAUACUUACGAUACCUCGGAUCUGGCUGCCAUCAGAAAUCGUCUGUUUGACGAGAAAGCUGACAUCAUCAUCUACGUGACAGACAGCGGCCAGGCAAUGCACUUCCAGGUGAUCUUUGCUGCCGCUCAGCUGAUUGGCUGGUAUGAUCCCAAGGUCACACGGGUGGAACAUGCAGGUUUCGGUGUUGUGCUCGGAGAGGACAAGAAAAAGUUUAAGACUCGUUCAGGAGACACGGUGCGACUGAUGGACCUUCUGGAGGAGGGUCUGAAACGAUCCAUGGACAAACUGAAGGAGAAGGAGAGAGAUAAGGUGCUGACUCCAGAGGAGCUGGAAAAGGCUCAGCAGGCCGUGGCCUUUGGCUGCAUUAAAUAUGCAGAUCUUUCCCACAACCGCAUCAAUGAUUACGUCUUUUCGUUUGACAAGAUGCUGGACGACAGGGGCAACACUGCAGCCUACCUCCUCUACGCUUUCACACGCAUCAGGUCUAUAGCUAGACUGGCGAACAUCCAGGAAGCUGCUCUUCGCAAGGCUGCCGAGACCACAGAUGUAAUACUGGACCACGAGAAGGAGUGGAAACUGGGUAAAUGCAUCCUGCGCUUCCCUGAGAUUCUGCAGAAGAUAACAGACGACCUGCUGCUCCACACGCUGUGCGACUACCUCUAUGAGCUGGCCACCACCUUCACUGAGUUCUACGACAGCUGUUACUGCGUGGAGAAGGACCGGCAGACAGGGGAAGUGGUCAAAGUCAACAUGUGGCGGAUGCUCCUCUGUGAAGCCACCGCUGCGGUGAUGGCCAAAGGUUUUGACAUUCUGGGUAUCAAUCCAGUUCAGAGGAUGUAAACGGGUCAGCGCCUUCCUCCUCUAAACAAGAGACCUUUUUUCACAAAACCCAUCAAUGUUCCUGCGGAUUCUUAAGGUAUACCAAAUAAAAGUCAUACGGCUGACCGUAACAAAA
Danio rerio (zebrafish) is the source of this 2197-nucleotide messenger RNA. The record is from RefSeq and is a predicted model, not a curated record. Lineage: Eukaryota; Metazoa; Chordata; Actinopteri; Cypriniformes; Danionidae.